This is a messenger RNA of Trifolium pratense (red clover), 2846 nucleotides long. Its product is annotated as protein FAR-RED IMPAIRED RESPONSE 1-like. The transcript has 5 exons. The coding region runs from base 396 to 2699 and encodes 767 amino acids. Gene Ontology annotation, molecular function: zinc ion binding. Gene Ontology annotation, biological process: regulation of DNA-templated transcription. The record is from RefSeq and is a predicted model, not a curated record. Lineage: Eukaryota; Viridiplantae; Streptophyta; Magnoliopsida; Fabales; Fabaceae.
CCUUGAAAAACAGGGUAUGGCCCAAACUAAACUGACAACAAACUAGGCCCAGCCAGUCUCAGACCAAAACUACGACCCAUGUUUUCACGGCCCUUGAAACAACUGCAUUUCGACAAAAAGAAAAAAAAAAAGAAAGAAAAUAAGGACACGAAGUGCACGAAUCGGUAAAUCGUAACCCACGAACCCACGAUCUCUCCUCCAUCUACGAAACCCUUCUUCACCACUUUCUCCAAAUCGCACCGUUUUCAACGCUUCAUAAUUUCAUAACCGUCUCGCCAUAACGUUUCCUCCGCCGUAAUUACCACGGUAUCAUUUUUGCAGAAGCUUCCAAAUCGAAGCUGUGACCUAAUUCCUCUUCAACCAAUUUUAUCACACGAAUGUGUUCGCUUUAAAUCAUGGAAGAAAUAGUUGCAUCUUCUGAUAAAGAGAAAACAAAUGAAGGAAACAGAAACUGUAAUAGUAAUAAUGAUAAUUUAGCUGCAACUGUUGCAUGUGAAGAUGAAGAACCUAGAACUGGGAUGACAUUUAGUUCUGAAGAAGAAGUUACUAGGUAUUAUAUGAAUUAUGCCAAAAAUAUUGGUUUCGGAGUUGGAAAAAUAAGUUCGAAAAACGGAGAUGAUGGAAAGAAAUAUUUUACUUUAGCUUGUAAUUGUUCGAGAAGGUACGUUAGUACUUCGAAGAAUCCUUCGAAGCAAUAUCUUACUUCGAAAACACAAUGUCGGGCUAGGUUGAAUGCAUGUAUGGCUUUAGAUGGAACAAUUACUGUUUCAAGAGUUGUUUUGGAACAUAAUCAUGAACUUGGCUUUGCCAAAGGACGGUAUUUUAGAUUGGAUGAGAGUUUGGGGCCUCCUCGUUUAGAACUUAAUGAUCAAGUUGCGAAUAGUGUUGGCAAAAAUCUUCAGUCUGUGGCUGUUGAAACAAAUGGGUUUGAGAAUCUUACUCUUGGAGAAAAAGAUUGUAGAAACCAUGUACCCAAAGUAAGGCGGCUAAGACUUGGGAGAGGAGAUGUUGAUGCAAUUCAUAGCUUUUUUCAUAGAAUGCAAAAGCAAAAUAGUCAAUUUUAUUGCGCAAUGGAUAUGGAUGACAAAGGGAUUAUACAAAAUUUAUUUUGGGCAGAUGCGAGGAGUAGGGCUGCAUAUGAAUAUUUUGGUGAAGUUAUAACUUUUGACACCACUUAUUCAAUAGAUAAAUAUGACUUGCCAUUGACCCCUUUUGUUGGAGUGAACCAUCAUGGCCAGUCUAUUUUGUUAGGGUGUGCAAUAUUGUCGAACAUGGAUACUAAAACUCUUACUUGGUUGUUCACAAGAUUGUUAGAAUGUAUGCAUGGACAUGCUCCAAAUGGCAUAAUUACUAAUGAGGAUAGCGCGAUGAAAAGCGCAAUUCAGGAUGUCUUUCCGAAAGCUCGUCAUCUAUGGUGCUUGUGGCAUAUAAUGAAAAAGGUUCCAGAAAUCUUGGGUAAACACUCUUGUUAUGAGUCUAUCAAAACACUUUUGGAUGGUGUGGUAUAUGACUCUUUGAGCAAAAGUGAUUUCACAGAGAGGUGGGGAAAUAUGGUUGAACAUUAUAAACUGCAUGACAAUGAAUGGUUAAAAGGGUUAUUUGAUGAGCGACAUCGUUGGGUUCCUGUGUAUGUGAAAGAAACAUUUUGGGCUGGAAUGUCGACUACACAAAGGAGUGAAAGUAUAGACUCGUAUUUUGAUGGGUAUGUAAACUCAAAGACAACAUUGAAGCUAUUUGUUGAACAGUAUGACACUGCAUUGAAUGAUAAAAUCGAAAAGGAAAGCAUGGCUGAUUUUGAUUCAUUUAACACAACAAUUGCUUGUGUAAGUCAUUUUGGCUUUGAGAUCCAAUUCCAGAAGGCAUUUACCAAUGCAAAAUUCAUAGAAUUUCAAGUAGAGGUUUCUUCUAUGAUGUAUUGUAAUACUAGCUUUGAGAGAUUGGAGGACUCAAAUUCAAUAUUCUCUGUUACUGAAAAUAAGAAAGUAAAUGAGAAAAUUAAGGAUGUGGUGUUUAAGGUAUCUUUCAAUGAAAAAGACUUCAAAUUGCGGUGCACAUGUUGCUUAUUUGAGUUUAAAGGAAUUUUAUGCAGACACAUUCUUUGUGUGCUUAAGCUCGUUGGCAAAACAGAUUCGGUGCCGCCUUAUUAUAUUUUUCCACGGUGGAUGAAGUAUGUAAAGCGGAGAUAUACACUGAUUAAACGUGGUUUUGAAGAAUUGCAACGUGUUAAUAUAGCAUGUGAUGCCUUUUAUGAAGUUGCUUCUACAAUGAUAAAUUCUGAAGAUGAUUUAUUGAAAGUGCUGAAUUUGAUCAAGGACUUGAAAAAUGUGUUGACUUGUAAAGAACCCUCCUCUAGAAGUGCACAUGAACUUAGUUCAGUUCCAAACCAUGUAACUAGGAUGCUUGAUCCGACAGUAACUCAAAGUAAUGGGUGUCCUCCUUUGAAAAGGAAAACAUCUAAUAUUGAUCAAAUUUUGAAGAAGAAGCUUGCAAGAAACAAACAAAAGAACAACCAGGAAAAUAAAAAUGAUCAAUGUCAAGAAGAGGGCUUAUUAUGUACACCUAUUGUUCAAGAAAUUGAUAAUGAAGAACAUCUUGGUGAUGCCAGCCAGGUUCUAUAUUGUCCUCAAAUCAGAAACCAGAAUGUUUCCUGUUCUGAACUUUUACAGGCACAACACCACAUGAAUGAUCCAUCAUCAUAAGACAUAGAUCAAGCACUACUCUGGACAUGACAGUUAUAGUUGUAAAUAAAUUGUUAAAAAAGUGGUCUGUUUUUGCAAAUAUUUAGUUAUUUCUUUUACCAUUUAAAUAGAACGAUUUUGAUAUUGUUGAUAUUCAAUUAUUAAUCG